This is a messenger RNA of Achroia grisella, 2241 nucleotides long. RefSeq names its product zinc finger protein 182-like. NCBI's taxonomy places the organism in Eukaryota, Metazoa, Arthropoda, Insecta, Lepidoptera, Pyralidae. The coding region runs from base 237 to 2210 and encodes 657 amino acids. The record is from RefSeq and is a predicted model, not a curated record. The transcript has 12 exons. Gene Ontology annotation, cellular component: nucleus. Gene Ontology annotation, molecular function: sequence-specific DNA binding; DNA-binding transcription factor activity, RNA polymerase II-specific. Gene Ontology annotation, biological process: regulation of transcription by RNA polymerase II.
UAUUAUUUGUUGUUUAUAAUUUUAUGUACAAUAAUAAAUAUAAAGGAAAUAAAUUAUUAAAUUCAAUAAAUAAAAAAGUAUUAUGGAGGAAUAUAUUUUGAAUAAUCUUUGACUAUGAUUUUAAAUCAUUAGAAAAUCUCAUCCCCUUCAUCAUUUCAGCCCGGAGGACGUCCACUGCUGAAUAAUAAAAAUUAAUCUACGUAGGAAUUAUUAAGUACAAUCCUAGUAAGUUAACCAUGGACGUUAGUAAAUAUUUAAACGUAUGCGCUACGUGCUUAAGCUCUGAUCGAAGGUUGAUAGCAGUCAAGGAUGUGAGAAAUUUUAUGAAGUUCUCCAAAAUUAAGAGAUCAGAUGUGAGUGUCUUCCACAUAUGCUGGGAAUGUGAUGCUAUAGUGAAGAAAAUUGUUGUGUUCAGGGAGAAAGCUAUAAAGGCUCAAAACAUUAUCAAUCACAUAGUAAAAGCAAAUAUGUCACAAACGUCCAUCGAAACUUUGUCCAGUUUGAUUCAAAGUGAAGUCAAGAUGUGCCAAGUUGCCACAGUGGACAUCCAGAAUGAUGCUAAGCCUCACUCUGAUCGUAGUCUUGUAGAACAGCAACCAUUUGUAAUUCGGAAAGAUAUAGAUGCAAAGAAAUUUAUAAGCAAGGUUAAUAAAGAUAGGCAAACAAAAGAUAUCACAAAAUAUAGUAUAGAACAUGUUGAUUGUGAUAAUCUUGAGGGUGAUGAUGAAGAGAUGGAGAAAGAAGUUGAUAAAAAUGAGGAAGCCGAACAAGAAUCUGCACCACCAUCAGAAUAUGAUGUAGAAACAAUCAACAAAAGUCAGAACAUAUUUACGGUCCGAGUUAUUAGUGAAAAGGAGAUGAUGAAAUUCAGAGAAGACAGAAGAAACGACAAGAGUUUCCAGAAAUGUCGCAACAAGUGCGAAACUUGUGUUGUGUACUUUAAAGGGAAAAGAAUAUUGGAGGAGCAUCAAAAGAAACAUGAUAAGGAAAAUAAAUUUGUCUGCACGAUAUGUGAUCAGCGGUUUCCUACCGAGGCAGCAUUGGAGUAUCACACACAGACGCAUUAUAGAAGUUACGUAUGUCAAACAUGCUACGAGGAGUUCCGUGACGAGUAUUCUGUGGAUAUUCAUUAUCAAGAUGAACACGACGAGACCAGACACCAGUGCGGGGACUGCGACGCAACAUUACCUAAUAAACGAUCGUAUUUAAAGCACCGACGAUCAGUACACGGCAAAAUGGUGGCCUGCCCUUAUUGUAACAAGAUGGCGAGUAACAGCAGUAGUUUAAAGAAACAUAUAUUGAUACACACGCAGGCGCAAAACCUGGAAUGCGACAUUUGCUCAAAAAAAUUCCGCACCGACAUUCUGCUGCAGACCCAUAAGUCCACCCACGUGUACAAGAAGGAUGAAAACGCAUACUGUACAGAGUGUGAUAUACAGUUCAAAACUGUCAACAUCUACAGAGUACAUCUCAGGACGUCCCUGAAACACGUAUCCAAGCAAGAUUUUAGGUUCCCGUGUUCACAAUGCAACAGUCGAUUCCCAACCUCAUCGUACCUGAGAGCACAUAUGCGACACUCACAUAACCUGGGGAAGAAGUAUCCUUGUACUAUGUGUGACAGGGUAUUCAAAAGAAACAGAUUACUUCAAAUUCACAUAAGUAUAAAACAUGAAGGCAAACCAAGAAAGAAGGUCGGUUGUCAUACCUGCAACAAGGAGUUUACGAGUAAGACAGCAUUACGGGAUCACAUGAACAUACAUACAGGUAAUCGGCCGUACGUUUGCAAAUUAUGCGAAGCCACUUUCAGUUUUAAGGCAUCCCUAUACACGCAUAACAAAUUGGUACACUUGAAGAAUAAAGUGCAACGAAAUGACGCUACCACAUUCCACAAAGCGAAAACUACAGAAAAUCUCAGUAUACCAGCACAUAGAGAAAUUCUUACAAAGGACCAUGGAGAAAACCCUACUGGAAUUGAGGAACAUAAACAAUCACCUACUAAUGAAAAAAUAAAUGUAUAUUUUAAUGAUACAGAGAUGGAUAGAGAAACUUUUAAUAAUGCAGACAGGCAUAGACAAACUCGCAAUAAUAAAGAAAAGCAUAGUGAUUCAGGUCACGAUAUAGAGAAGUAUGCAAAAUCUCCGAAGAACGAAAGUCAUCGUGUAGAAUACACGAAAGAACAAGACUGGAUUGAGGUAUUCUUUAAUAAGUAGUGCAAUAAUUAUUAGUAAAAAUAAAAAUUGU